CCCUGCGUGUGUGUGUGUGUGUGGGUGCGUGUGUUUUUGUCUGAGGUAUGAGCAUGGCGCCGUUUCUGCGGAUAUCUUUCACUGCAUAUGACCUGGGGGCUCUGCCCCCCUCCACAGAAUCUCCUUUCUGCGCUGUCAAGAUGAAGGAGGCUCUCGGCACAGAACGUGGAAAGACCCUGAUUCAGAGGAAGCCCACCAUGUACCCUGCCUGGAGGGCCAGUUUUGAUGCCCAUGUCUACGAGGGGCGGGUUCUGCAGGUGCUGCUCAUGCAGACCGCUGAGACGCCAUUGGCUGAGGUCACCAUGGGCGUGUCUGUCCUGGCUGAGCGCUGCAGAAAGGGAAAUAGUCGUGCAGAAUUUUGGGUUGAUCUUCAACCCUCAGGAAAAAUCAUGAUGUCUGUGCAAUAUUUUUUGGAGGAUGCAGACACAGAGUGUAAUCGGCAGUCUGUGAUGAUGGAGGAGGAGUUGCCCACACUGAACCGCAGGAGGGGGGCCAUCAAACAGGCCAAGAUCCACUUCAUCAAGAACCAUGAGUUCAUCGCCACCUUCUUCCGCCAGCCCACCUUCUGCUCCGUCUGCAGGGACUUCGUCUGGGGACUCAACAAACAAGGAUACAAGUGCAGACAGUGCAAUGCGGCUAUCCAUAAGAAAUGCAUUGAUAAGAUCAUCGGCAGAUGCACUGGUACUGCAGCCAACAGCAGAGACACAGUGUUUCAGAAGGAACGCUUUAAGAUUGACAUGCCGCAUCGUUUUAAGACUCAUAACUACAUGAGUCCCACCUUCUGUGACCACUGUGGGAGCUUAUUGUGGGGUUUGGUUAAACAAGGACUCAAGUGUGAGGACUGUGCAAUGAAUGUUCACCACAAGUGUCAAAAGAAAGUGGCCAAUCUCUGUGGCAUCAAUCAGAAGCUCCUAGCGGAGGCUCUCACCCAGGUUGGCCAGAAAUCCACUCGUCGUCCUGAGUCUAAAGACCUGGACACCAGCGUGUACCAGGACUUCGAUAAUAGCCCAGGAACAGACAUUAACGAUGGAGCUCCUUAUGGUUGCCUGUGGGAUGGGACGGGCCCACGCCCCCCCUCACGCAUCUUGCACCAGACAUGCAUCAGCAUCGACAACUUCAUCCUGCACAAGGUGCUGGGCAAAGGAAGCUUUGGCAAGGUGUUGCUGGCAGAGCUGAAGGGCAGUGGGGAGUACUUUGCGGUGAAGGCCCUGAAGAAGGACGUGGUGCUGAUGGACGAUGACGUGGAGUGCACCAUGGUGGAGAAACGAGUGCUGGCCCUCGCCUGGGACAACCCCUUCCUCACACACCUCUACUCUACCUUCCAGACCAAGGAGCAUCUGUUCUUUGUGAUGGAGUAUCUGAAUGGAGGAGAUCUGAUGUUUCAUAUUCAGGAGAAAGGACGAUUUGAUCUGUACAGGGCCACGUUCUACUCUUCAGAGAUUGUGUGUGGUCUACAGUUUCUACAUUCCAAAGGCAUCAUCUAUAGGGACCUGAAGCUGGAUAAUGUGAUGCUGGAUAGGGAGGGCCACAUAAAGAUAGCUGACUUUGGGAUGUGUAAGGAGAACGUGUUUGGGGAGAACCGUGCCACCACUUUCUGUGGAACACCUGACUACAUCGCCCCAGAGAUCCUGUUAGGCCAGCCUUACUCGUUCUCGGUGGACUGGUGGUCUUUAGGUGUGCUGGUGUAUGAGAUGCUGAUUGGUCAGUCUCCAUUCCACGGAGACGAUGAGGACGAGCUGUUUGAAUCCAUCCGAAUGGACACACCCCACUACCCCCGCUGGAUUACUAAGGACACCAGAGAUCUAAUGGAGAAGCUGUUUGAGCGUGACCACUCCCGCCGACUGGGGAUUGUGGGUAAUAUUCGAGGCCAUGCUUUCUUCAAGACCAUAAACUGGACUGCUUUAGAGAGGAGAGAAGUGGAUCCUCCAUUUAAACCAAAAGUGAAAGCACCCAAUGACUGCAGUAACUUUGACCGAGAGUUCCUGAGCGAGAAGCCCCGCCUCUCCCACAGCGACAAGAGUCUGAUUGACUCCAUGGACCAGAGCGCCUUCUCCGGUUUUUCGUUUGUCAACCCCAAGAUGGAGCACCUCCUGCAGAAGUAAUGAACAGCCACCUCCCAUCUCGCCUAUCGUCCCUCAGCGCUGACCUGAUCGCCUGCCAGACGUCUGCCCAGGAUGGAAAUGCCCAAUUCUGCACAUGGGCUCCACUAAACUAGCCGCUGAUGACGUGUACAUGCCUCAUAGACACUAUCCUCUAAGCGUAUGUCGAAGCUAUAUGUGCUACAAGUUUGCUUGAAUAUCUGAGAGACAGUUAAAACAACAAGCAGAAACAUGAAAUGCAUUUUGGCACUAUUCAAAUGUUGUCUCUACAAGUAAUUUUUGUGAAUGUGGCAUCUAGGCUACGUUACAGUCAGGGAUGCACAUAUGGGCAUUCUUACAAAAUUGCUCAAAGAGAUCUUGCUCUGCAUUGAUGCAUUGCUUCAGCUUAAUAUAACCAAAUGUAGCGCAGCAUAAGAGGUACCUUUUGGAAAUGUAGUGUUGCAAACAGACUUUUGUUAUAGGGCACAACAUCACGACACAGAAAUGACUGACAGGAGACUUACAGUAUAGCCACAUCAUCUGUGAUGCAUCCUCAGUCUAGCAGACUACGGGUUCCUUCCUUCCUUCCUUCCUGUCUUCCUUCCUGCCUUCCUUCCAGACACCUCUGAGGGACACAUGAACCAUGUUGGCCUAGAAAAGCCAGCCUCCCCACUACCACCUGCCCUUACCAGCUCUCACUCACUCUGCUUAGCAACACUCCCAUCCUGGUCAAUAGGAUAGCUAGUCAUGAUCACCUUCACACUCCAGACAGAAUUAACUGCAGAUAUUUUAUUUUAAAUGUUUGUGUCUGUGGGAGCUUGGAACUAGAGUGAAAUAUAUGAGAAUAGAAACUCUGUAUAGAAAGCUGUAGGAGCUUUAGACUUUGCAUGUUACGGUAGGCCUAAUCCUCACAGUGCUACCUAUAUAUUGUAUGAUGUAAUCACUGCCAUAAGGCUAUAAGCAAAAACUCAUUACACACUUCAACACAUAAAAUUAACUCAAUGAAAGAAAUACACUCCACAUUCCAUUUUUACCAUCAUCACUAAUGUUCCUCAAAAUUAUUCAUAUUCAAAAACUCCUUUUCAUUUACCUCCAACCUAGUUUCUUAAGACCAGAUGAGACUUCAGGACUUGGUGUUCAGAGUUCAACAGAGGGUUACUGCAGGGCUUUGUACAGCAUGCAGAGAUGCCCAUUCCAAACUGAGCUUAUGCAGGUUUUUGGGGGAAAGGCUGUGAAUGUAAUGUCCUCAGCUUCAAAUUUCUGAUGCCAUCUGCCACCAGAAUUUCAACCACUUGACUUGAAACAUGUGUUCUCACACUAAACACACUUCUCACCUUGCGACACAUCCCCACGACAACCUACCCAUCAAACACUCACAGUCCUGACUGUUACCUGUAGCCAAUAGUGUAUUAAUAGACAUGUGCAUAAGACUUGGCUUGGGCUGACUCUCAUUCAGCCUAAAAGCAACAGAUAUGAUGUGCUAUUAGUUAUUUAAACUUGACCAAUAAGGGUAAAAAAUGCUGGGGAGUUGUAAGGGGUGUUGGUUAAAGCAUGCAGCUCAGAUGCAAGCUUGUGAAACUAGUAAUCUCUUAGAUCUAAACAAAACUAUAUUAAGCCUAAGUUCUUCCAUAUUCUUUAAGUAAAGAUUAAGACAAGCCAAUGCAAACAACUCAAGUGUAUAAUAUUUGUAUAUUUAGGUACAAGAUGUAUAAGGGUAUGUGGGUAUCUUUUGACUCAAGUAUAUUGUCUAUGUGUUUUGUGCCUGUUUGUAUGUUAGUUUUAUAUUACAUCUUGUCUAUUGGGUGAGAAACCCUGUGUUCAAUCUUCAAUCUGUAUAACUGUUUUGUUGCAAUAAAGAUAUUAUAUGUAAA
Molecule: messenger RNA, 3949 nt
Organism: Alosa alosa (allis shad)
Lineage: Eukaryota; Metazoa; Chordata; Actinopteri; Clupeiformes; Clupeidae
Gene: prkcda
Product: protein kinase C, delta a
Exons: 17
Coding region: 48-2102 (684 amino acids)
Biological process (GO): peptidyl-serine phosphorylation; intracellular signal transduction
Molecular function (GO): ATP binding; diacylglycerol-dependent serine/threonine kinase activity
Source: RefSeq, a predicted model, not a curated record